AUGCCAUUGAAUAAAUUCUUGCAGACCAAAAGCAUCAUUAUUUAUGAAAAUCCAAGAGAAAUUGUUAUUCCACCAAGCCAUUCUGUCGAGAUAUUCAUUGCACCCAUGCUACGUGUUGAGUCGAUCAUAGGAAUGUUAAUGUUCCACUGUCUCUGUUUCAUGUUUGUACUUCCAUGUAAAGAUAGCAAAUCACUACAGGCGAUGCCUACACUAAAAGGGUGUAUACAAAAGGAAAAUUGUGGCAAAGAAUGUCCAUCCGAUAGCAUCUGGAAUCGUAACUUAAAAAAAGGCAUCAGUUGUAGUGGGACACCUGAGGAGGGAAUAACUGCCUCCAUGUGGUAUCUCUGGUUGAAAUCCACGUCUUUAUUUGAUCAAGUGAAUAAUUUCGUGUUAUAA
Messenger RNA from Solanum pennellii, 396 nucleotides. RefSeq lists its product as uncharacterized. NCBI's taxonomy places the organism in Eukaryota, Viridiplantae, Streptophyta, Magnoliopsida, Solanales, Solanaceae. The transcript has 2 exons. The record is from RefSeq and is a predicted model, not a curated record. Bases 1 to 396 code for a protein of 131 amino acids.